CGAAAAACGUACAAUUUCCUCCAUUAUCGCCGGAACUUGGCCAAAAAUGGGACUCCGCGGGGCGCAACGAUCGAAUUCAAUGGAACGAGAAUCGGAUCAAUCCACAACGGCUAAAAUCCUUUCUAAAAGGAAGAAAAGUUCCAGAAAGCAGGAGAGAGCUAGACAAGCUAGCUAGCUAGUAGCUUCUGCCUGGUAGCUCCUAGGAAGCCAGUUAUUACCCAUUUCUAUUUGAGUGUUGUCCUUGUUACAAAGCUGUAGCCACCAUACCGUAUUAUAUAUUUCUUAGAGGGGCAGGUUUCGUUUCGAUUAAGAUAUCCCUGCCGGUUGGAUACCCUUGUUGGAUAUUCCUGGUUCCGAUUGCAAGGCCGUGUACGAUGAGAUGGAAACGGAAUAUAUGGGUACUUCUCGGACUCUGGCAUAUCGACUACAGUUGGUUAAGAGCAGUCAGUGGAUUCUCCAUGGACAUCCGAAAACGAUUACCAGGCAUCUGGCGGUUACGAAUUCAAGAAAAACAAAAAGAAAUUCCAAAAAGACGAAGAAUUGUGGAUGAUUUGAUCCAGGCAUCCAACAACAAAGAAACGCAGCUGCAAGAAAUCCUCCUGAAAUUAAACAAAGAUGGGUCCUUUCGACAAUGCGAUGAGGGUUACGAAGAAGGAAAAUGGAUGUCGGGGAGAUGGGGUGUGCGAACCGUUUUGCAGGACGACGCCAACAAGAAUGAAACCACAAACUUUUAUCUUGCGGUAGACAGGCAAUAUUUCGGACCGCCUUAUGAUAGCCUAUUCAUCGGGGAAAUUUUGGGGGAAGGGGACAAGACAUCGAGCAAUAAAAAUGGCAACAACAAUGGCAACGAAACGACAUGUCGGUCCAAGGCUCGAUUAGAAUUGGGAAUUUCCAAUGCCAAGACAGAUCCAUCCUUCUUUGACAAAGAUCCCAUUGUGACCAACGGGAACGCUACUGGAUCUUUUGUUUUGCAGCAAAUGUUGAGUUUUGCCUUACUCCUGUUACAAAAGUUACUUGGGCACGAUAACUUGCGAUGUGCGAUCUGCCUCCACAGCAUCCUCAUUCAAAGGCACAUCCAGAGAGCCUGUUUUCAUCGUCAUCCGCUGCUGAGUCUCGUCCAGGAGAUUCAUCCCAGAAACUAUCAGCUGAAUUGUCAUUGCCAUCGUUGCGUCGGCCGUUCACUGUCAUUCUUCUUUG
This is a messenger RNA of Seminavis robusta, 1197 nucleotides long. NCBI's taxonomy places the organism in Eukaryota, Bacillariophyta, Bacillariophyceae, Naviculales, Naviculaceae. The record is from the annotation of a GenBank genome assembly.